Messenger RNA from Funneliformis caledonium, 783 nucleotides. The record is from the annotation of a GenBank genome assembly. Lineage: Eukaryota; Fungi; Glomeromycota; Glomeromycetes; Glomerales; Glomeraceae.
AUGACUCUUGAGCUGCCCAGUGUUGACUCAUUAUAUGGUUACAGGUUACCUUUCCAGAUUGGUUUGAGAGUUCCUGUGGAAGCUUAUAACAAUUUUCUUGAGAAUAACGGUUCAACUGGAUAUAAACUUCACUGGGACAACGGAGACGUAUAUAUUGUUAAUAUGGCAAUCCCUGAGCGUGAAGCCGUUGUUGUGCGACUAAUUAAUUACUUUAAUGUUCUAAAUGGUAGCAUUGAUGAUGAUCUACCAAUAGAUAAUACACUACGAUCAUUUCAUUAUGAUCCUUCUAAUGUCAGAAUAAAAACAGCGGCAGAUAUUGAAAUCUGUUUGCAUAUAACACUUGUUCAAACUCCUUUGAAUCCCGGGCCUCCUCCUGGUUGGUUACUUCAACAAUACGUUCGAAGUGUAUUCGGAAUAAAAAUUUAUGAUAAACGCAAAGGGUCAAAUCAUCGGUCUAUGAAGGCCAAGUUGUGGACUCGUCAACUUCCGGCACCAGCAGAAAGUACCACAUCGGCAAAUCCAAACUUAGCUGGAGUAUCUGUUUUAGAAUGGGACUUCGGAACUUUGCUAUCUAACAGUAAUCAACCUGGCGAUUGUACUGGCCCAGGCUUGCCUAAUUACACAGUAUCAAUCCCAGUAUCCGAUGUUUUCUGGGAUCCGCCAAUCGUAGCAGGAGUUCCGAACGUAGCUGGAUAUACUGUGACAGUCCCUAAUACAGUAAUAGCUCAAAAUUUCGUAAUUGAUUUGUAUAGAUUACAACAUGUCGUUUUAAAAAAACAAUAG